CAUUAUCACCAGCUGAACCAGCAGCAGCAGUUGUUGAACAAGUUUCCGAAGCAGCUGCACCUUUGAUUGAACAAGCAGCCGAUGUUGCUGCUGUUGGAACAGAAGCCGUUGUGGCGAGUGUCAGAGCAAAGCGACAGGUAGAGCCAGCAUCAGCAUCAGCUGCUGGACCAGAACCACCCGUUGUUCCUGCGAGGAUCUACACGAUUGAUUUCUCUGGAAAUCAACUUGAUUGCGGAUGCGGUUCCAAGUGGAUCUCGGACUCUAGGUACAAGUACGAAGAUCAACUGCAGAACCUUUCUUGCCGCAACGGACAGAUGUCGCUCUUCCAACUCGACAUAGGCCACUGGCGUCGGCAGAGUUGCUGAACCCAUACAUCAGCCAAACAAAAUUUUAUUGACAGCACGUCUAAAGAAAUUUGAACCAUUUUUUUUAUAAUCUAUGGGUUCAUUCCUCCAUCGUAGGCAU
Molecule: messenger RNA, 465 nt
Organism: Notodromas monacha
Lineage: Eukaryota; Metazoa; Arthropoda; Ostracoda; Podocopida; Cyprididae
Source: the annotation of a GenBank genome assembly